GGAAGAUGUCAGAUAUAACGUGUACUCCCAUACAUUACACUGCACCAUUCGUUAAAAAAUUGUUCUUGUCAUUGGUUCUUUCCAGAGAAAACCGUGCAUUUAAUAAUGGAGGCCAGAGCACUAAUUAUCCUUUUAGUCUUCCUGCAAUUAUCCUUUUCCUCUUCACUUCCUGCCAGAAGCAAGCGUCACGUUGAUGGGAGGUUCACCAGUGAAUUCAGCCGAGCCAGGGGAUCAGCUGCUAUACGCAAGAUCAUCAACUCUGCUCUUGCUGGGAAAAGGGACAUUGAGGAAAAUUACCAAAUAGACGUGCCAGAUGUGGACAAUCAGAGGGAAAUCCUAAAGGAACUUGCAUAUAACAGCCUACCAGAACUAAGGUCAGAGGAGAAGCAGCUGACAGAACAGAAAGCAGCAGAAGAUCUACUAUGUUCUGCCAUCCUGAAUAUGCUUUACAGGGCACCCUACCAGCCCCUGCCAGCACAAAGUGCUCAGGAUUACCAAGGAAAAAACAGCAGCGUGGAGGAAGUGAAACACAUAUAGCCAUGAAUAUUAUCACAUGUCGGCUUUCAGAUCACAAUCAUACCCUUUAGGAAGAACUAGACCCGAUUCCAUUUUGACCAUCCGCACGCAAUACUAAUUUUAUUUAAUUUUCAGCUUGGAAACUUAUACAGAGGGGGUGCAGGACUAUUGCAGUACCCUCAGUAUGGCAACUCCGUUCAAAGAUUGGAGCUCCGACAUGUUGCACCCUCACUGCAUUUAAUCUUCUUGAAAGGAGGAUUUCCAUGGACUUUAAAAGAAUAGUACAAUUCCACCAAUUCAGAUAAUGCUGUUUAGCUGAAGUCUAUAAAGACAGGCAUGCGAAAUGUCAGUGGGAAAGUGCUAAGCUUGCAAUUGCAUGGAUAAUUUUUACUUGCUUUACCUGUGAAUUCAGUGUUUCUAAGAUCAUUAAUACCCAUCCAGGACCAACCACUAUCGCUAACCUAUACCACCUGCUUGAGAUGCUGAUAGUUGUAGUUCAGUUUUGAGGUUACUUAUGCAUCAAUGAACCUUAUCACUGGGAACAAGUCUUUCUGCCCAAUACAUUUCCAUCAGCAAAGCAGAUUCCAGGAAAGUCCUGCCUGAGAAGAGGUUCUACAGGGCCGUGGUCUUUCUUUGCUUAAAGCAUGAGCCUUCUACCUAAGCAAAUAGCAUGAGGCCCCACUUCCCCUUUAUUAUUGGCCUAGCAGAUACAUAUUUUGGUUGGAUAUGUUAGUACAAAUGCUGCCUUACAUGUUGUAUAAACCUUUGUAUUAAAUGUUCCAGGCAGGUCCCACAGAGAAGAGUCCAUUGAUAUCUGGGUCCUGUAUAUUUAAUUCUUGUGAUGCUCAAAACUGUAGAAAGGCAAGAAAUGAACUUAGAGCGAGGGUAGCUAACCCCCCUUGGAAAUGUUGCAAGGAUCUCUCUGUUAGAGAACAAGCUGAUCAAUGAGCGGCUAUUUGAUUUGAUUGAUUUACACAGCUCAUGAUGGGAAUCACCUAAGAUACCAAGCUACCCAAUCAAUAUAAGAUGCUUUUGACAUUAAUGGGGAAAAAUACCUUAUUUAUAAAUUAUUUUCUGUUUCACUAUUCACAUUAGAAUAAGAGGGCAGAGACUAUAUACAUUAUAUUGGGUGGGUGGGGGUUUUUUACCUUCAAAAAAUAAAGCGUUUUCAAUAGCGCCAUCUACAUUUUUGACCACUAUGGACACUCUAGUUCAAAAUAUAUCAAGGAAACACAACAUGACAGCUCCCCUUAAAUCUAAAAAAACUAUUCUAUCCAGGCAAUAAGCUUAAAAACUCAUAUUUAAUUGUCCGUCUUAUGGAAGACAAACAUAAGAUAAACUUCUUAUGUCCAGAAUGCAUUUUCCCUUGGAGCUACACUGAUGAUAUAUACAGUAUUGCUGAAGUGAGCAAGGGGACGGUAUGGAUUGCAUGGGUUCGCCCAACCUUGCCAUAAAGCAAAAAAAUGCAAAGUUAUUACCAUGUCAUUAGAUGUGGUGGGGUUUGUGUUGAUUGGUCCAAAUUGCCAGUGACGUGUGCGCAAUGCUAAUGUGCUGCUAAUGCUGUAGGCUUAUGUCUCAUUUAAAUAAAAGAUACAAUUCUAA
Molecule: messenger RNA, 2118 nt
Organism: Xenopus laevis (African clawed frog)
Lineage: Eukaryota; Metazoa; Chordata; Amphibia; Anura; Pipidae
Gene: sct.S
Product: secretin precursor
Source: RefSeq, marked provisional